AUGGGGAACCCGUCCAAGAGCCCGUUCAUGCAGAAACCUGGGUCUUCCGGCAUGUCUCGAAAAGAAACUUCGUUCAGUUGUCUCGAUCUCGACCACGAUGUUACCAGAUCGACCACCUCAAUCACUCGCGAGCAGUAUCAAGCUGUCGUCAACAGUUGUGAUCGAUUCCGAGUGCAGCUUCCCGACAAAGACCAGCCUCAAUUCGAACUUCACUAUCCACCGACACAAGAGCACCCCUACUUCCAGAUCGGAGGUCAAGUCUACAAACAGCCACUUGCUUACACGGAAGCCCGUAGACAAAUGCUGGCGAAGAAUCCCUGGUGGCCGUACUGGUAUCCCUCUCAAUCAUCGUCGCGGCCUGAUCCGCCAUCAGCAAUCAUCAAUCUUGAUCCACAGGGUACACCAGUAUUUAAGGCCGGCAACUCUUCCCAACCAAAUACCGCCACUGCUGAGGACGAGGUCACCGAUGGCAACAUCAGGAAGCGCAAGCACGACUCAUUGCGCUCAGAGGAUGGGUGGAGUGAUUCUGAUGCCGACACCGAGAUGGAAAUGGAUGGCGAUGAUGGGGACGACGGUUGUAGGAAUGAUGACAGCAAGCAGGAGAUGACCGAGGACGGGAAGCGGAGAAAGCUGGGUUGA
Messenger RNA from Cyphellophora attinorum, 639 nucleotides. RefSeq lists its product as uncharacterized. The record is from RefSeq and is a predicted model, not a curated record. The coding region runs from base 1 to 639 and encodes 212 amino acids. NCBI's taxonomy places the organism in Eukaryota, Fungi, Ascomycota, Eurotiomycetes, Chaetothyriales, Cyphellophoraceae. The transcript has a single exon.